Messenger RNA from Arachis stenosperma, 5074 nucleotides. RefSeq lists its product as uncharacterized. NCBI's taxonomy places the organism in Eukaryota, Viridiplantae, Streptophyta, Magnoliopsida, Fabales, Fabaceae. Gene Ontology annotation, molecular function: DNA binding. The coding region runs from base 84 to 4280 and encodes 1398 amino acids. Gene Ontology annotation, biological process: DNA repair. The record is from RefSeq and is a predicted model, not a curated record. The transcript is spliced from 5 exons.
UCAAACACACCCACACACCCUCUCUCUCUCUUUCCCAUCCAUCCCUCCCUCCCCCCCUCUCUCCAAGCAGUUACCUACUGAUCAUGGGAGCAGCCUUCAAUGGAUUCUCCAUAAGGGAAUACACAAACAAGAUGAGGUCCGUUGAUGUCUUCAAGUGCUGGCCAUUCUCCACUUCCCCUAAUGUCACUGCCAAAGACCUUCACUCCUGGCUUCCUCCUAUGACUCCUUCUUCUUCUUCUACUUCUACUUCUACUUCUUGUUCUACUUCUUCUUCUUCUUCUUCUUCUUUCCAAUCCCUAAGAUCUACUUCUACCAACAACCACCAACAACAAUCGCUCCAAUCCGAUCAACAAUCUCCUCCACCUGCUUCUGCUACUCUUGCUGAUGAAGAGAGACUGGAGAUGGUCUGUCCAGUUUGCCGAGAAUUCAACGCUGCUACGCUAACGGCGGUUAACGCUCAUAUAGACUCUUGUCUUGCUCAGACUGUCAGAGACGACCGCCGUCACAUCAGGAUCACCACCGCAACCUCUACUGCCACCACCACCUCCUUCAAGUCCUCCUCCUCGUCUCACGCCAAGCCUAAGGCUCCGAAGAAGCGCUCCAUCGCUGAGAUUUUCAAGGUAAACGAACAAGGAAAGGAGCAGCAGCUGGAACAAGAGAACGACAAAGAAAAGGAGCUUGAGAAGGAACAGGAUAAGGAGAAGGAGAGGGACGAGGGGGAUGAAGAAGAGGAGCCGCGAAUUGAGAGUGUAUUGAAGCUCUGGAAGAAGGACGGAGUAGAACACGAGGACUCAGUCGUUGACGAUGUUUCGAUUACGGUUACCAAGUUCCAGUGGCUAUCGCAACGGCUCGAGGCGCUGAGAUCUGGUCGCCGAGGAGGCCAAUCGGCGAAAUCGGACGCAGGAGGAGCCUCUGGUACGCCGGCGGAGGCGAUUGACGACGACGACGAAGAAAAGUCGGAGAUGAUUUGUCCUGUUUGCCGCGAUUUCAACGCUGCUACCGUUACGGCUGUGAACGCGCACAUCGAUAACUGCCUCGCGCAGGCUGUGAGGGACGAGAGGCGGCAGAUGAGGAGGAGCGCCGGUGUUAGUGGUGGCGGCUUCAAGCACAAACCUAAGGCGCCGAAGAAGCGUUCGAUUGCUGAGAUUCUCACCGUGGCUCCUCCGAUCGGAGCUACCAAAAGCAAAGCAAUCGAAGUAGCAAAGGAUUAUGACGAAGAAGAUAAUGGAAAUGAAGAUAAUGAUAAAUCAUCUGAUUAUAGUGGUCUGAAUUCAGCUGGAGCAGCUGCAGCUGAUGCUGAUUGUGAUGGUAUUGUGGUUUCGACAACGAAAAACAAGAAGAGUACCACCACCAAGAGUAGGAAGAAAAAGAAGAAGAAGAAGACGAAGGAGGCGAAGAAGAAAAGCAAGGUGGUGGAGAAUCUCAACAGCGAGAAGACGAUAACUGUGAACAAGCAGCAGCAGAAGAAGAAGAAGAAAAAGAAGAGCUUCUUCAACAGCGAAGUGACGACUUCUUCAAAGAAGGAAGAUGCUUGUAAGCGUAAGGUGCAGAUGCCGGUAAAUAGUUUCAGACAACUGAAAGCUACAAUUGGAACUAAAAUGCUUGCACAUCACAACGUAGAUCCUUCUAUCCAUGAGAGAAAAUUGGAUUCAAAGAUCUCUUUUGUUGAAAAGGAGCAGAAAGUUAAAACCUAUGAACCGGAUGCAAAGCAACCAAAAUCAGUAUAUCCUUUUUGUGGCAUUCUUAAGAACCGUGUAAAACAACUUUCCGGAAAGGCAUCAAGUAGCAGCAGUACUCAAGAUGGUACUGAUGAGUACAGUUGUGAUGAUGAAUAUCCAACAUCAGACAGAUAUGUGAGAUUCACUUGUAAAGAUGACAUACUCGGUCCCAAAAGGAGGAAUUCAUUUGAAGAAACCAUGUUUAAUAAAUCAUCAGAUGUGCUGACUACUUCAUUAGUAAAGGAGCAGUCCUCUGGAAGUGAUAGAGAAACUUCAAGUUUGGGGGCAAACAGAAGUUAUGACUAUGCUGCCAUUAACAUAGACAACAGAAAGGAGUUUUGCCCUAUAGUUGAAAGUAAAGAGUUUGCUAAUACUCUGGAACAAGCUACUGCGCAAAAUUUCUUGAAGCCGUGUCCCAGUCAAAAGACAUCAACGCACCCAGAAGAGAAGUCUCAAACAUUAACCAAGGUGAUGCUUUGUGACGACAACAAUUUACAUCCGUUUGAUGGAGGCAACACAAGUACAUUGCAUUGUUCUCCAUAUGAUGAUAUUCCCAGUCCUCUUUCUACAGAUCAAGAAGUGAAGAUGUCUGGUACCAAUUCCCAAUUGUGUGAAUCUGGAUCUUUGAGCUCCAUUGGAAAGUUCAUUGACCAUUUGGAGGAUUCUACUUUUCGGGCUGUUCCUGUGAACUCAGAUGCUAAUACAAGGACAUUCCUAGAGCCUUCAUCAUCAUAUUCUUCUUCUUAUGAUAAAGGAAAUGAAAGACCAGAAUUUCCUUUGCAAACUUAUGAAGAUAAUGAUGAUAGUAGCCAGGCCUUUGGUGACAGACAGUUCUCUCAUAUGCUUGCUUCAGAUAUGAUUGAUAAUGCAUUCCUCUAUACAGCCUGGGGAAAGGGAAGUAUAAGAAAUAACUGUUUGGAUCCGAGCUUCUUUGGUUUGCCACUCAAUUCUCAUGGUGAGCUAGUCAAUUUCAGUUCAAGUGGGACAGUAGGGACAAACCAGCCGGAGACGUCAAGUACGUUACGUGGUUCUUUAGGUGGUCUACCAGUCAGUAGUACACUCCAUCAAGAUAACCAAGAAAAUUUGAGGAUUAAUGAGAGGCAGGUUGUUCAGAAGAUAUCUCCAAAAGAUGGGCUAAACUCAUUUCCACAUUAUCCGGCUAGGUUGGCUGUUACCGAGUUGCCAUGUGACAGAGAUAUCAACCCGACUGAUUCUGACAUGUGUUCCAGUUCUUUUGUCCAGCCACCUAACUCAGAGGUGAACGUUAUGAGCAACUUACCCAUUGAACAGAAUCAGUAUGGCCAGGUGCAGAGCCACAAGGGAGACGGGAUGGUUUCAGUGAAAGAGAGUUCAGAUCAUGUCACACUAAGUUCCAGCCAACCGACAAUGAGGUUGAUGGGUAAAGAUGUUCCAAUUGGUGGAAGCAGCAAAGCAAUGCAACAACUCUCUGGAGAUGUUUGGGCUGGUGAGGAAUCAGGAAGAAGGCACUCUUCUGAAUAUGGUGCUUCAGAAAAUUCCUUACUGGGAAAAUGUUCUAAGCAGGAUUUGGCAUUUGGCAGAUCAUCAUCAACUGACAACGUUGUGCAGUCCCCAAAAAUUCAAAGCAGUCAAGGAUUUCGAUGUACUGUAUUGAUGAAUGGUCAUGACACAGAAUUUUCUCUUCAAUUUGCUGAUCUGCAAAGGAACCAUGUAUCUCAAAAUGGAAGUCAUCCAGUCAGCAGAAAUGGCAUCUCUUAUUUCCACCCUAUUACUCAAGAACCUGCUUCAUGUGCUAUGUUUAAUGGCGCACCUGAUGACUUUCCAGAGCGAUUUAUGCCAGGAGCUAAACCUCAAGGACUCAGCUCUCAGUCACAGACAUCCAACAAUGAACAGGCCAAAUCAACAUCUUGGUCUCAGAGGCCUUACAGAAGUUUACCAUCGUGGUUGUCAGGCCCAACAGAUGAGAGGCUACCAGUCACCUUCUCUCACCAAUUUUCAGGCGUAAGUAAUCCAAGCUUUUCUCAAUGUAUUUGGGGAAACAAAUUUACUACACCAUCAGCAUCCUUGAAUCAUUCGGCUCAAGUUCUCUAUCCUUCUAAUCCUCUGACUUAUCCGAGUCCUAUGAAGACGAACCAUCUUAGUCCAGCAUCAAUUGCUCAACCUCCACAUGUUCCAAUUACAUCCUCUCCCUUAAACACUGGUUGUAGAAACAUGAAUAUGGUUGCAGACAGUGUGAAGUUGGAUCAUAACAUUGCCAAAGAAUAUCAUCCAUGCACAAACACCAGGAAGAGACCUGCACCAUCUGCUCUUGAUGAUUCCAGAAAACCAAUCAAGUUACCUAACAUAGAAGUGCAGGAGAACUCGAGUCGCAUGACAAACUCGGGUGCAGAAUUGCAAAGACACACAAGGGUGACAAAGCUCGAUCCACGAUUGGAUGGUGCAAGAGGUAGAUGUUGCCAGAAUGAAGCACAGAAGCUAAGUACCACAAGUUAUCCUGCCGUAGAUUCUUUUAAACUGGAUGGCACGGUAACAGGUCCUGUCAGACUGGGUCCUAGAGCUAAGCACAUCCUGAGAUCCUCUUAAAAAGAGUUAUCUCAAUUCUGCAUUUUUCUCACAUUUGCGAUUACUGACUGUGAUAGAGACCUAGAAAUUCAGACACAAACUGACAAAAGUAUACUUAUAUUAGGUGUUGCUCAAACAGGUGGAAAAUUGAUAUUUUGAUCACCAAAGAUGAUGCUUUCCUAUCUAUUUUUGAGUAAGGUACUCUCCACAUGGCAUCUGUUCAAUCACCUUUGAAGAUGUACUUUAGAUAGAACAAGGGAAUGGAUAUGAACAUAUAUAUAUAUACACUUAUGAAUAUUGAUGGCUAAACCAAAUCAAUAAAAACUUGAAUUUCAGGCUUUAUUUAUUCCUUAAUUAACCAUUGGAUGCGGCUAAAGCCACUCCAUAAAAUAACAGUAGUUUAAUUACAAUUAUAUUGUUAUCUUAAUUGAAGUUACAAAAAAUGUUCAAAUAAAAGAUCUCGUCUGGUGAAGAAAAAUAAAAUUCAAGUUUGAGUUGUGGAUUUAUCUCUUUAAUAAUAAUAAUAAUAAUAAUAAUAGUUGUUCUCUUUGUUUUCUUUAUCAAAACCCGAUAAUUAAAAUAAAUAAAAAGUUAAUAGUCAAGGUGGCUGGACCUUUCGGCUGAUAUUGUUGUCCGUACUACAUCAAUCAGUCUAUUUUAGCCAUAUUUUUCUCCAGGUGUUCCCACACCUUAAUACAGGAUUAUAUUUGCAUCAAAAGUGAGAAACAAGACGUUAUGUCGAAAAUAUUUCUAUUUCCAUUUUUUCGCCUCCUUCAUAUAUAUAAUAAAGGUAUCUGGAAUUAUUUUUGUUAAAU